This is a messenger RNA of Dacryopinax primogenitus, 642 nucleotides long. Its product is annotated as MFS general substrate transporter. Gene Ontology annotation, molecular function: transmembrane transporter activity. Lineage: Eukaryota; Fungi; Basidiomycota; Dacrymycetes; Dacrymycetales; Dacrymycetaceae. Gene Ontology annotation, cellular component: fungal-type vacuole membrane. The transcript has 2 exons. Gene Ontology annotation, biological process: transmembrane transport. The coding region runs from base 1 to 642 and encodes 213 amino acids. The record is from RefSeq and is a predicted model, not a curated record.
AUGGCUGAGGCAGUCAUCGCGGAAGCCUUUGCUUAUGAACUCAACGAAGACGACACUAUCGUGGAGGUGGUGGAACCUGCGCCGCUCGGCUCAUUACCCAACAACACCCAGGCUACUGAUGUUGAGGAAUUUAAGUCCGAAACGGAGCCUCAUCCACAUAUUCAUAUACCUGAUGGUGGUCUACCAGCAUGGUUGACUGUUGUCGGUGCUUGGUUCAUAUCGGCCAUCUGCUAUGUUUACGUCAACGCAUAUGGCGUCUACCAAGCGUACUAUGUCCAGACUUUGUUGCCUUCGUACUCACCAAGCGCUAUCUCGUGGAUCGGGUCUUUGCCAGCUUAUCUUUUGUUUGCGGUUGGUAUCAUAACUGGUCCGAUGUUUGACCGGGGAUACUUUCGCCAUCUAAUUAUUGGAGGAAGCAUCUUAUAUAUUGGAUGCCUGUUCGCACAAGCAGAAGCCAAGGAGGAUGCCUACUGUCAGAUAUUCUUAAGUCAAGGUCUUGGACAAGGUUUGGCUCAGGGCAUAAUCUAUCUCCCAUCAGUUGCUGUGAUGUCCCAUCAUUUCCGAAGACGACGAGCGUUUGCGAUGGGUCUUGCUGUAUCCGGAUCUUCGACUGGAGGCAUCCUCUUCCCAAGUACGCAUUAA